Molecule: messenger RNA, 3972 nt
Organism: Lycium ferocissimum
Lineage: Eukaryota; Viridiplantae; Streptophyta; Magnoliopsida; Solanales; Solanaceae
Product: protein SMAX1-LIKE 7-like
Exons: 3
Coding region: 574-3771 (1065 amino acids)
Molecular function (GO): ATP hydrolysis activity; ATP binding
Source: RefSeq, a predicted model, not a curated record
UUCAAGUAUGUUUUUGACCAAUAUCUCUGACAAGAAUUGUAUACGCAAGUAAGUAAAUUCACAAAGAUCUCAAAUACAAGAAUCUAUACUCAGUUACCACCUACACCUGCCUUUUUGCUCUCUAAGAAAACAAUGGUCCCCUACUGGUAUAACCAUCACAAGUUCCCCCACCACCAACAGGAGCCACCAGCAGUGUCAAGCACCAUCAACAAACAUCUAACCCCACCAUCUCCUAGGACCUCCCUUUCCUUCCAAAAAAUCCCAUAAAUAAGCACCCAUGUGAUGGAUACACUUGAUGUUUGUAUUAACAGGUUCUGCCACUCUAUUUCUCAACUUUCUUUCUUUCUUGUUGUAGUAUUAUUAUAUAUAACUACUCCGUACUUGUACUAAUACCAACAUGAGGUUUCAGAAUUUGAUGCAAAUAACAUUAUAUAUUUGUUAGUACUUUGUUGUCAGCUCUUUGAUAGUUGUAGCUUUUAUUAUGUUUUCUUGAUACUGCUAAGUUACAUAUCAAGAAUUCCGUACUUCUGUCUUCUCGUUUACUAGCACAAGAGAGUACUUUCUUUCCCAGAGAUGCCGACGCCAGUUAGUACUGCUAGGCAAUGCUUGACGCAAGAAGCUGCCAUAACUCUCGACGAUGCUGUGGCGAUGGCAGGUCGUCGUGGCCACGCUCAAACUACGUCUCUUCAUUUCAUAUCUUCCUUAUCGUCUAUUCCUUCUUCAUGUUUACGUGAGGCAUGUUCUCGUACCCGAAACAAUGCAUACUCCGUUCGUGUCCAAUUCAAAGCGCUAGAACUCUGCUUAGGGGUGUCAAUGGAUCGAUUACCUUCAUCGCCCAACAGGGUCGACGAUCCGCCUGUAUCGAAUUCUCUCAUGGCAGCCAUAAAGCGGUCGCAAGCAAAUCAGAGACGGCAGCCAGAGAAUUUCAGUUUUUAUCAACAACAGCUGCAGCUUCAGCAGAAUCAGUCAGCUUCUUCUUCAGUUCCAAUAGUUAAGGUUGAGUUGCGAAAUCUCGUAAUUUCUAUCCUUGAUGACCCUGUUGUGAGUAGAGUAUUUGGAGAGGCUGGUUUUAGGAGUUGUGAUAUUAAGCUUGCUAUUCUUAGACCUGUUCAUCAUCUCUUCAGAUAUUCAAGAUUCAGAGGACCACCACCCAUGUUUUUGUGUAAUCAAACGGAUUUGUAUCAUCGCUUCCCAUUCUUGGGCUUUUCGGGUGGAGAAGAUGAUGAUUGCAGGAGAAUUGGGGAGGUUUUCGUCAAGAAUACACGAAAAAAUCCACUUGUUCUUGGUACUUGUGCACAAGGUGCUAUGAAUAGUUUCUUGGAAAUGGUACAAGGAAAUAGAGGAGGAGGAAUUCUGCCUGUUGAGGUAUGUGGAUUGAGUGUGAUUCGUAUCGAUAUUGAGCUAUUAAGGUUUGUUAAAGGGGAAUGUGAUGAGGAAUUAGUGAAGUUGAAGUUUGAGGAAAUUGGAAUUAUGGUGAUGCAUAGUUUAGGGCCUUGUCUUGUUGUCAAUUAUGGGGAUUUAAAACAGUUAGCAAGAGAUGAUGCUUCUAUUGAUUCUUGUAGGUAUAUAGUUAGCAAAUUGACAAGUUUGCUUGAAGUUUAUCAAGGGAAAUUGUGGUUGAUUGGGUGGGUGGAGAGGUAUGAGAUAUAUUUGAAAGUUUUGAAUAGAUUUCCCUACAUAGAAAAAGAUUGGGACUUGCAGCUUCUGACAAUCACUUCUUCUGGACCUCCAAAGGAAGAAACAUUUCCCAGAUCCAGCUUGAUGGAAUCUUUUGUGCCAUUGGGAGGAUUUUUUUCUACCCCAGCUGGUGAUAUUAAAAGCCCGUUAAGCUGUUCAUACCAGACUGCAUCCCGGUGUCACCUAUGCAAUGAGAAAUGCAAACAAGAAGUAAAUGCUCUCUCAAAGAGUGGAUUACUCAGCAGUGUUUCAGUUGCAGAUCACUACCAAUCAAGUCUGCCUUCUUGGUUGCAAAUGACUCAACUCAACACACCUAUGAAGGCCAAAGAUGAUAAGAUGGUGUUGGGUGCUAAAAUUGCUGGUUUGCAGAGAAAAUGGGACAAUCUCUGCCAGCGUUUACACUACAAUCAACCAUUACCCAAGACUAGCGAUUCCCAGAUGAGUUCUCAAAUCCCAUCAGUUGUAGGAUUUCAAGUUGUUGAAGACCACAAAGAAAGCGUCAAUAACGAAAAACUUGGCCACCAGAAUGCAUCUUCAGCAGAAACUGGAAGGAAAAAUAUGACUUCCACAAUUUCUUCAUCAAUUGAAAGCACCAAUUUUGUCUCCAAGUUUAGUAAACCGCCCUCACAAGGUGAUGAUGAACAGGCCUUCAACUCCCCAACCUCUGUAACUUCAGUGACAACAGAUUUAGGUUUGUGCAUGGCCUCUACUUCUCCAAGCAAAGAACAAGCACAUGACAUAUCAUGCAAUGUUUCAGCAAGUGCUGAGGUGGCCUCGAGGAGUUUCGUUAACCGGACUCCUCUAUCUCCAUCUUCUAAAUCUCUUCAACAGCAAUUGGAUCCAAAAGAUUUCAAGAUGCUAUACGCAGCUCUUACGGAAAAGGUUAAUUGGCAAGAGGAGGCUGUAAAUGCCAUUAGCCAAACAAUAGCUCGAUGCAGAAGUAGAAAUGAUCAAAGAAACAAUUGUCCAAGUCGUGGAGACGUAUGGCUCAACUUUCUUGGACCUGAUAAGCUUGGUAAGAAGAAAGUCGCGAUUGCUUUGGCUGAGAUUCUAUAUGGAAGCACAAACAACUUAAUCUGUGUCGACCUAAGUCUACAGGAUGAAGCCGUGUUGUUUGAUCACCAGGUAUUGAAUCAAUACGAUGUGAGAUUCAGAGGGAAGCAUGUUGUCGAUUAUGUUUCUGAUAAACUGAGGAACAACCCCUUAUCUGUUGUUUUCCUUGAAAAUGUGGAUAGAGCUGAUCUACUCGUUCAGAAAAGCUUGUCCCGGACUGUUAAGACUGGUAGAUUUUCGGACUCUCAUGGUAGAGAAGUUAGUAUAGCUAAUGCAAUCUUUGUGACAACAUCAUCAAUAUCAGCUGAAGAAAGCACACUUCCUUCUGCCAAAGAAACAACUGACUAUUCUGAAGAGGAUAUAUUGGCAGCUAAAGGAUGGGAAAUCCAGAUACUAAUAGCAUUUGAUCUUGCAGAUGAUGUCAAAAGUCCCAACUCAAGUGCAUUGGUAACAACUAGGAAAAGAUCGUCUAGCCAAAUCUUUGUGAAUAAAAGAAAGCUUACUACUGGUCCAACCGAAAGUGUAGAUCAGCAAUGCGGAAGCUCAGAGAUGGCAAAACGAGCCCACAGGGCAUCAAACGCAUGCCUAGAUUUGAAUCUUCCAGUUGAAGAGAUUGAAAAUUAUGAGAACUUUACUGGAGAUUCUGGCUGUGACUUUGCCAAUGAAAACACCACAGCAUGGUUGAAACAAUUGUUCACACAAUUUGAUGAGACUGUGAUUUUCAGGCCAUUUGAUUUCGACUCUCUGGCUGAGAAGCUGUUGAAGGAGAUCAGACUAUGCUUCCACAAAACUGUCGGUCCAGAAUGUUUGUUAGAGAUCGACACAAAAGUAUUGGAACAAAUUCUGGCAGCUGCAUGCUUAAGUGACAGCAAGAAAAUAGAAGAUUGGAUUCAACAUGUUCUUAAUAGGGGAUUUGUCGAAGCUAAAGAAAGAUAUAGCUUAAGUGCCCGUUCUAUAGUGAAACUUGUGACCUGCGAAAGCUAUUUCCAAGAAGUGCAUAUACCAGGUGUUCUCCUUCCUUGCAGAAUCAUAGUGAACUAAGAUCUAAGUUUCUCUAUUUAGUAUAUGUAAUAUAUAGUGUAUACACAUUUUAGCACCUAGUUAAGUAUGCUUGUGUUACCCGAUUUAUCCCAUGUUUUAUUGGGUUUUAUAUGCGGGUCACGUUUGUAUAGUUUAAGGGUAUAAAUUGUAAUAUUUCACCAAGGUAACGGUUAGGUAUGAAUUAUUUAUGUGUUAUCAGCU